UAUAUGAAUCAAUUUGAAUCUACAGAGGGAAGAAUUUUAUAUCUAAUUUAUACUCUAUACAUGAACAAUAGCAUUUCAAUAGAUUAGAAGGGGAUAUUAAAAGGUACUUAUGGUGUAAUAUUAGAAGAUUAUUUAAUCACAAAAGAAAAUGGGAGAUUUAUGAAUGCUAUAAAAUCAUUUGAGUUAUCUAAAGAUAUUGAAUAAUUAUCAGAUUUUCUAGUUUAAUUCGUUAACAGUAAAUUGGAUAAUAAAUCUUAGUGGAGAACUCAAUAUCAGACUAUGUUUCAGUUGAUUCUUUUAAAACAAUAAAGUCUUCGAAACCUUGUGAGUUAUUGAGGGAAACUACUUAGAGUUCGAAUCCAAAUUCUAAUCAAUACAUAUUAUUUUCGCCUGUUUUGAUAUAGAAAAAGAAUGGAGACGUAUAGUUUAUUUCUAGGAAAGAUAGAAAAUACUCAACUUAAAUAUAAUGA
This is a messenger RNA of Paramecium sonneborni, 470 nucleotides long. The record is from the annotation of a GenBank genome assembly. Lineage: Eukaryota; Ciliophora; Oligohymenophorea; Peniculida; Parameciidae.